AUGCAAGCGCUCUGUCAGGAGGAAAACCUGAACUCUGGUUGGAGUCCAACAAUGGUCAACACCAUAUUCAUGGAAGAAGUGGAAUUGGCAAUAGAGUCGACAAUGGAAGAAGAUAAUGGCAAAGUAAAAGCAUUUUCCAAGAAAACCGCGAUGGGAUUUUGUGCUAUGCUAAUCAUUGUUGUUCUUUUUGCUGUACGAUAA
Molecule: messenger RNA, 201 nt
Organism: Cylicostephanus goldi
Lineage: Eukaryota; Metazoa; Nematoda; Chromadorea; Rhabditida; Strongylidae
Source: the annotation of a GenBank genome assembly